Molecule: messenger RNA, 804 nt
Organism: Sclerotinia borealis F-4128
Lineage: Eukaryota; Fungi; Ascomycota; Leotiomycetes; Helotiales; Sclerotiniaceae
Source: the annotation of a GenBank genome assembly
AUGGGUGAAGAAAAAUAUCCCGAAGUCGAGGGCGGUGGUUCAUUGAUACUGGCUUGGCAAAUCAAGAAUAAAAGAGUAUUAGUAGUUGGAGGUGGAGAGGUCGCAGCAGGUCGAAUCUUGAAUGUUUUAAAUGCAGAUGCAAAGGUAACUCUCGUAUCACCCCGAGAGGGUCUUAACCCAGAAGUUGCAUAUCGAGUACAAAAGGGACAAAUAGACUAUGUGGAUAGAAAGUUCGAGCCUUCAGACCUUGACAAUGUCGACAUGGUUUUGACUGCGGUCGAUGAUCCGGAAGCAUCCUCACAGAUAUGGAAGUUAUGCAAAGAAAGGAAAAUAGCAGCAAACAUUGCAGAUGUGCCACCCGAGUGUGACUUCUAUUUUGGAAGUGUUCAUCGAGACGGUCCUUUACAGAUCAUGGUUAGCACGAAUGGAAAAGGUCCACGGUUCGCCAAUAUUGUAAGGAGGCAAAUAGCUUCAAAUUUGCCAAACAAUAUUGGGGAUGGGAUAGAGAAGAUUGGAAAAUUAAGGCAAAUGCUCAGAAAAGUUGCACCAGGACCAGAAGAGGGACCAAAGAGGAUGUCAUGGAUGAUCAAAGUCAGCGACGCUUACAGUCUAGAAGACCUGUUUGAGAUGAACGAAGAAGACAUGGAAACGCUACUAAGAUUCUACGCCCCCAAUAAGGUCCCACGAUUCAAAUGUUUAAAGUCAAUGAAGGAUGAGUCGUGGGACUUGGGAUGUUUACGCCCAUUGAAAGACGAGUAUGAAGCUUUCGACGGCUCCUGGGGAUUUUCUGUAGGAUGGGGUUGA